AUGGGGGAUAAAAGUGGCAUUUUCCGGUGUGCCGACGGUAUAGACAAGUUACUCAUGUUGUUUGGUACCUUGGGAAGUAUUGGAGAUGGGAUCAUGUCUCCACUUACAAUGCUGGUUCUAAGUGGCGCCAUCAAUGAUUAUGGAGGUGCUGACCUUUCUAUCUCCAAUCAUGUGGUGGACAAGUUAUACAACAACAACAACCAUGAACCACUUGGAGCAAUUGAAACCGACAUUGCAAUACCGCCAAAGAUUCCUACAACAAAUGCAGGCUAUUUUGGUGUUUUGAGUCGCUCCAUAUAG
Ilex paraguariensis (yerba mate) is the source of this 300-nucleotide messenger RNA. NCBI's taxonomy places the organism in Eukaryota, Viridiplantae, Streptophyta, Magnoliopsida, Aquifoliales, Aquifoliaceae. The record is from the annotation of a GenBank genome assembly.